Pollicipes pollicipes is the source of this 865-nucleotide messenger RNA. RefSeq lists its product as uncharacterized. Lineage: Eukaryota; Metazoa; Arthropoda; Thecostraca; Pollicipedomorpha; Pollicipedidae. The transcript is spliced from 7 exons. Bases 62 to 865 code for a protein of 267 amino acids. The record is from RefSeq and is a predicted model, not a curated record.
GGCCGGCUCCGACGCCGCAGCCGCGGCACCCGCGCGGCCCUCGCCACCUGAGACCAUCGAGAUGGCCUCGUUCAGCUACCGGGUAGCGCCGAGUAGUCCGCUGGUUGGUGGCGGCACCGCGCUCUGUCGCGUGGCGUCGGCACCAGUAGUUGGUAGCUUGACCGAUAGAGGGCAGCAGUGGCGCGAGGUGUCUGACGCGGACAGCGGCGUGUGCGUGGACCGUGACUCGACGGUCGGAUCCAACGGUGUGGUGCUCUGGGAAGAGCUGGACGGCAGCGGCAGCGGCGAGGGCCACCGGUUCUCGCCGUCCGACCUGAGCCAGCCCAGCUGGUGCGACUGCUGCGGCGAUCUGCUCUGGAGCGACGCCGUCGCCUGCCGCUACUGCAGCUACACGUGUCACCAGCGGUGUAGAGAUGUCGUUACCCUGGACUGCCCUUCGGACACGUCCAGCGACCUGGACCUGUCGGAGGUCACUGAUCCCAACCAGGACGAAGAUCUGAUCGAAGUGCAGACUUUAGUGCGAUGCGACAGCGCCGCCGUGGCCGAGGUGCGAGGCACGGACGCCGCCAUCAAGGCCGGCAUGAUCGAGAAGUUCAACGCCACGUCGCAGGGGCUCUACAUGACUCUGUCGGAGCGCGAGCGGCGCCUCUCCAUCGUCUCCAUCAACGACGACGGUUCCGAAGACCUGGUGGUGCGCGACAUCGAGUGGUCCGACGACGGGCAACCGUCCUUCCACGGCUUCGUCCGCGUGCACAUGAACCUGUUCCGGCCGAUCAAAUAUCGUGGCCCGGCACGCGGCCGCCGUCCAUCUACGACGUGCUGCAGCCCGGAGCAGACGCUGGAGCGCACGCUGGCCUCGUUCUAA